GUCUGUUCUCUGUAUCUGUGAGUCUGUUUCGUAGAUAUGUUCAUUUGUGUCGUAUUUUAGGUUCUACAUAUAAGUGAUAUCAUAAGGGUAUUUGUUUUCCUUUUUCUGACUUACUUCACUUAGUAUGAUAAUCUCUAGGUCUGUCCAUGUUGCUGCAGAUGACAUUAUUUCAUUCUUUUUUACGGCUGAGUAACAUUCCACUUUGUGUGUGUACGUGGGUGUGUGUGUGUGUGUGUGUGUACGUGUGUGUGUACACCACAUCUUCUUCAUCCAUUCGUCCGUCGAUGGACAUUUAGGUUGUUUCCACGUCCUGGCUAUUGUAAAUAGUGCUGCUAUGAACAUAGGAGUGCACGUAUCUUUUCAACUUAUAGUUUUGUCUGGGUAUAUGCCUAGGAGUGAGAUUGCUGGAUCAUGUGGUAGCUCUAUUUUUAGUUUUUUGAGAAACCCCCAUACUGUUAUUCGUAGUGGCUGCCAAUUUACAUUCCCACCAACAGUGUAAGAGGGUUCCCUUUUUUCCCUCACCCUCUCCAAUAUUUAUUAUUUGUAUACUUUUUAAUGAUGGCCAUUCUGACCAGAGUGAGCUGGUACCUCAUUGUCGUUUUCAUUUGCAUUUCUCUAAUAAUUAGCAAUGAUGAGCAUCUUCCCAUGUGCCUCUUGGCCAUCUGUAUGUCUUCUUUGGAGAAAUGUCUAUUUAGGUCUUCUGCCCAUUUGUCGAUUGGGUUGUUUGUUUUUUUGUUACUGAGUUGUAUGAGCUGUUUGUAUAUUUUGGAAAUUAAGUCCUUGUUGGUCACAUCAUUUGCAAAUAUUUUGUCCCAGUCUUUUCAUUUUGUUUAUGGUUUCCUUUGCUGUGCAAAAGCUUAUAAGCUUGAUUCGAUCCCAUUUGUUUAUUUUUGCUUUUAUUUCUAUUGCUUUGGGAUACUGACCUAAGAAAAUGGUACAAUUUAUGUCAGAGAAUGUUUUGCUUAUGUUCCCUUCUAGGAGUUGUAUGGUGUCAUGUCUGAUAUUUAAGUCUUUAUAGCCAUUUCGAGUUUAUUUUUGUGUAUGGUGUGAGAGUGUGUUCUAACGUCAUUGAUUUACAUAAGGUUGUCCCAACUUUUCCAACACCACUUGCUGAAGAGACUGUUUUUUUCCCUGUGUAUGUUGUUGCCUCCUUUGUCGAAGAUUAAUUAUCCAUAGGUCUGUGGGUUUAUUUGUGGGCUCUCUAUUAUGUUCCACUGAUCCAUAUGUCUGUUUUUGUGCCAAUACCACACUGUUGUGAUUGCUGUAGCUUUGUAGCAUUGUCUGAAGUCUGGGAGGGUUAUGCCUACUGCUUGGUUCUUUUUCUUCAGGGUUUCUUUGGCAAUUUUGUGUCUUUUAUGGGUCCAUAUAAGUUUUAGGAUUAUUUGUUUUAGUUCUGUGAAAAAUGUCAUGAGUAAUUUGAUAAGGAAAGCAUUAAGUAUGUAUAUUGCUUUGGGUAGUAUGGCGAUUUUAACAAUAUUCAUUCUCCCAGUCGAAGAGCAUAGGAUGUCUUUCCAUUUCUUUGAAUCAUCUUCAGUUUCCUUUAUUAAUGUUUUGUAGUUCUCAGCAUAUAAGUCUUUCACCUCCUUGGUGAGUUUUAUUCUUAAGUAUUUUAUUAUUAUUUUUGUUUUAAUGGGAUUUUAAAAGGGAUUGGUUGUUUACAUUCCCUUCCUGUUAUCUCAUUGAUGGUGUAAAGCAAUGCAACCAAUUUCUGUAUAUUAAUCUUGUAUCCUGCUACUUUGCUGAAUUUGUUUAUCAGUUCUAGUAUUUUUUGUGUGGAGUCUUUAGGGAUUUCUAUUGGGUUGGCCAAAAAGUUCGUUCGGGUUUGUCCAUAACAUGAAAAACCCGAAUGAACUUUCUGGCCAACCCAGUAUAUAUAGUAUCAUGUCAUUUGCAUAUAAUGACAAUUUUAUCUCUUCCCUACCAGUUUUUUUAAAAAAAUAUUUAUUUAUUUACUUGGUUGCACUCAGUCUUAGUUGCAGCAGGCAGGCUUCUUAGUUGUGGCUUGCAGGCUCCUUAGUUGUGGCAUGUGAACUCUUAGUUGCAGCAUGCAUGUGGGAUCUAGUUCCCUGACCAGGGAUCGAACCCAGGCCCCCUGCGUUGGGAGCACAGUCUUAUCCACUGUGACACUGGGGAAGACCCUCUUCCCUACCAAUUUGAAUACCUUUUAUUUCUUUUUUUAAAAAAAAUAUUUAUUUAUUUAUUUUGACUGCACUGGGUCUUAGUUGCAGCAUGCAGGAUCUUCGUUGCGGCAUGUGGGAUCUUUAGUUACGGCAUGCAGACUCUUAGUUGUGGCAUGCGGGAUCUAGUUCCCUGACCAGGGAUCGAACCCAGGCCCCCUGCAUUGGGAGCAUGGAGUCGUAGCCACUGGACCACCAGGGAAGUCCCUUUUAUUUCUUUUUCUUGUCUGAUUGCUGUGGCUAGGACUUCCAAUACUGUGUUGAAGAGAAGUGGUGAGAGUGGGCAUCCUCGUCUUGUUUCAGAUUUUAGCGAGAAGGCUUUCAGCUUUUCACCAUUGAGUAUUAUAUUGGCUGUGGGUUUGUCAUAAAUAACUUUUAUUAUGUUGAGAUAUGUUCCCUGUAUACCCACUUUGGUAAGAGUUUUUAUCAUGAAUGGAUUUGGAAUUUUAUCAAAUGCUUUUUCUGCAUCUGUUGAGAUGAUCAUGUGGUUUUUGUCUUGUUUUGUUGUUGAUGUGGUGUAUCACAUUGAUUGAUUUGCAUAUGUUGAACCAUCCUUGUGACCCUGGGAUGAAACCAACCUGGUCCUGGUGUAUGAUCUUUUUUAUGUACUGUUGGAUUCGGUUUGCUGAUACCUUGUUGAGGAUUUUUGCAUCUAUAUUCAUCAAAGAUGUUGGCCUAUAAUUUUCUUUUUUCAUAGUAUCUUUGUCUGGUUUUGGUAUCAGGGUGCUUGUGGCUUUAUAGAAUGUCUUUGGGAGUAUUUCUUCUUCUUCAGCCUUUUGGAAGAGUUUGAGUAGGAUCAGUAUAAGUUCUUCCUUGUAUGUUUGGUAGAAUUUACCUGUGAAGCCAUCUGGCCCUGGACUUUGUUUGUAGGGAGUUUUGUUUGUUUGUUUUUACAGAUUUUAUUUCACUUACAGUGAUCGGUCUGUUCAAAUUAUCUAUUUCUUCUUGAUUCAGUUUUGGUGGGCUGUAUGUUUCUAGAAAGUUGUCCAUUUCUUCUAGGUUGUCAAAUUUAUUGGCAUAUAAUUGUUCAUAGUAUUCUUUCAUGGUUUUUUUGUGUUUCUGUGGUAUCAGUUGUGAUUUCUCCUCUUUCAUUUCAUAUUUUGUUUAUUUGGGUCUUCUCUCUUUCCUUCUUAGGGAGCCCGGCCAUUGGUGUGUUAAUUUUUGUUUACCCUUUCAAAGAACCAGCUCUGGGUUUUAUUGAUUUUUUUUCUGCUUUUAAAAAAUCUCUAUUUUAUUUAUUUUUCUCUCUGAUCUUUAUUAUCUCCUUCUUUCUGCUGACUUUAGGUUUUCUGUGGCCACAUUUCAUUUUCUUUCUUUUUUUCUUUUUCUUGGCCAUGCCGUGCGGCUUGUGGGAUUUUAGUUUCCCAACUAGGGAUCGAACCUGGGCCCUUGGCACUGAGAGCAUGGAGUCCUAAACCACUGGACCAUCAGGGAAUUCCCAUGUUUGGCCACAUCUUCUGUUACAAAACUUGGGAUAUGGGAUUCUGAUUCCUGACAAAGUUGGGUCUCUUUCUUCCUAGUUGUUCGUUUAAUUAAACCAGAGGGCUUAUGAAGCCAUAAAAAUUAAAUUAUAGUGAACUAUAUGUUUAAUGAGUUUGCUUUACAUCAUAAACCAGGGCCCCUUUCAGACAACCUUGGAAAUCCGACUGCUGGCUUUCAGUUAGUGAUGGGUCGUGAUGAUGCUGGUGCCAGCCGUGUUUACUGAGCUCUCACCCUGAGCCAGGGACUGCACACACACUUCUAUGUGUUAAUUCAUCAGACCACAACAAACCUUGUUUUUUUGUUUUUUUUUGUUUUUAAUUUAUUUUUGAUUGUGUUGGGUCUUCGUUGCUGUGAGCAGGCUUUCCCUAGUUGCAGUGAGCAGGGGCUACUCUUCGUUGCAGUGCGCAGGCUUCUUCUCAUUGCAGUGGCUUCUCUUGUUGCGGAACACAGGCUCUAGGCACGUGGGCUUCAGUAGUUGUGGCUCGCGGGCUCAGCAGUUGUGGCUCGCGGGCUCUAGAGCGCAGGCUCAGUAGUUGUGGCUCGCGGGCUCUAGAGCGCAGGCUCAGUAGUUGUGGCGCAUGGCCUUAGUUGCUCUGCGGCAUGUGGGAUCUUCCCGGACCAGGGCUCCAACCCGUGUCCCCUGCACUGGCAGGCAGGUUCUUAACCACUGCGCCACCAGGGAAGUCCAACGAACCUGUUUUACAGACAGAGUUGCCGAGGCCUCAGCGGUGCAGCCCUGACCCAGGCUGGUGAGUGGCUGAGCCAGGAGGUGAACCCGGCCGGGAGGCGAGGUCUCAUCUUUGCAGCCCCUGUGCUGCCACUGCCAUUAGUUGGUGUUUUCCAGGUGGUCUCUGAAACCUCUGAAUUUUUAGAGGCAACAGGGCUGCGUAUUGGUGCUUGACCCCUUGUAGCCUUCAGUGAAGUUCUGGCUUAGCCCCAGGUUAUGGGUCUGAGACAGGCAGACUCCACAGGGCUGUGGUCUCCAUGGGCCUGUGUCCACCCACAGACCCAGAGGCUGAGCCGGUUGUCCUUUCCUGAGCGGUGUCCCCACCUCCCUGGGCUUCCUGGGCAUUGUCUGGGCCCUGGGUGAUUUGAGCCAAGCUGGGUGGUCCACCUUGGGACCUACCUGGUAUCAGGAUCUGGGAUUGCCCUGGGGAUAAAGCUCUUCCCGCACAGCUGUCCCGCUGGGCUGAAAUGUACCCCACAGCCUGCCGUCUUCAGGGGCUGUGCCCUGUGAAGGCCCCCAGGCGGCACCCACAGACCCACGGAGUGGCGGAGGUGCUCCUGCCUGCUCUAACCCUCUCUGAGCACUACCAGGUGCCAAACAAAGGAUCUUUGUUUUUGUUUUUGGUUUUUUGAUCAAUUAAUUAAUUUGGCUGCGUCGGGUCUUAGAUGCGGCAUGCGGGAUCUUCCUUGCGGCACGUGGGCUUCUCUCUAGUUGUAGUGCACAGGCUUCAGGGUGCGUGGGCUCAGUAGUUGUGGCACACGGGCUCUCUAGUUGUGGUGCACGGGCUCUAGAGCGCAGGCUUAGCUGCCCCACGGCAUGUGGGAUCUUAGUUCUCUGACCAGGGAUCGAACUCGUGUCCCCUGCUUUGGAAGGCGGACUCUUAACCACUGGACCACCAGGGAAGUCCCCAAACAAAGGAUCUUUGGGUCCUCACCUCUCCCCUGGGACUCGGCCCUGCCUGAACGUCCAGUUGAGUUGAGGGCAGGGGUUGGUGCCAGUAGUACCCGGGUAACGAGCUUGGCACUUCAGAAUCCACUUGGAUUGCCAGGGCAUCCGCGUGUGGGCUUGGCACAGUGUAGGGCAAGAGGGAAAUGUGUGCACUUAGCAGACAGUAGCUGGCGUCUUUCAGAAGUACAUGAAGUGGAGGUUGAUAGGAAAGAGUCAUUUUUGCAGAUGUUCGUCCAAGGAUGUUAAUUUUUCAUAGUGAUCAAGAAUUUGGGUGUAUUUGGAAAGGGAGGUGAAAAAUUAAGCUAAAUACUGAACUAGCUUAGUUGACAGUUCAAACCGGAGAAGAACCUUUUAGCUUAGAUCGAGAGGCCCCCUCCCAAACCUGGGCUUCAGAGUCAAAGCAGCUCAGGGCACAGGCGGAUCCGUGCUGGGAUCUGUGUGUUCUUGGCUUCAUGGUAUCCACAGAGUGGGUGCUGUCUUGGGAAGGGAGCAGAGAUAUGUUUUUAAAUAUGCGGAGUCGAGGGCUUGGGAGGUGGGCGAGGGCUUUACUCAGUCACCGCAGCGUGAUGAGUGACCGGAGGCUGCAGGCUUGUUGGCGGGAGCUGUGCGCUUACUUCCCAGUGCCUUCCUCCCCUGGAAGCUGACGAGCUCCUCACAUCGUAGUCCUGGAGGGCCCGGGCGGGCAUCGCAAGGCGGCAUGCGUGGGGCUGCUCCCCGUAGCUCCUCCUCAACGUUCCUUUAACCCCGUGUCUCCCCUCUUGGCUGCUGCUCUGGGCCCAGGGGCGUGGAGGCUGGGAAUGAGGAAGGGAGGGGCAGUUGUAGAAGAAACGGAUGUUUCCUAAGCACGGACCCCGCAUGGUAGCGCUCACCACGCUCCCGCGGGCUCCUGAUUGGUCAGGCUGACGCAGCUCGCCAGUGGCACUUGGUGGGCACAGGCCACAGUGCAGCAGGGCCUCCGCUCCACCGCCUGAGUCUGCGCCACUUGGCAGAGGGCUGCCUGCCCUGCCGUGAGUGCCGCAGGCAUCCGGGGGCCUGUGGCCAUGGAGGAGACUGUCCAGGGAGGGGUGUAAGGACCGAUCGGUAUGGCUCCUUUUUCCUUUUAAACAAAGUUUUAAGAAAAACUUUUCUAGUUUCACAAAUACCAGGAAUUGAAAUUGAUACUGGGUGAUAUUAAGUUCCUCAAAACAGCUUUCUGCAGGAGACUUGGGGCCUCCUUGACACACUUCAGGAGCUGGUCCUCAGCCUGCCCGGGUGACACGCGUCUGCGCCCUGCCACCCGCUCGUGUCCGUGCGGAGAGGAAACUGGUUCCACCACGCUGAACGGUCCACACGGGGCGCAGGGCCUGGGGAGACACUGACGGGCUCAGAGCUGAGAAAGAGUCUGCUGAGGGCGAGGGUCAUGGACCUCGUCACCUCCACGGCCAUCCUGCCCCUGCUGUUGGGCUGCGUGGGCGUCUUCAGCCUCUUCAAGCUGCUGCAGUGGCUGCGCGCGAGAGCCUACGUCCGGAACGCCGUGGUGGUCGUUACCGGCGCCACGUCGGGCCUGGGCCGAGAAUGUGCCAGAGUUUUCCAUGCUGCCGGCGCUAAGCUGGUGCUCUGUGGCCGGAACGCCGAGGCCCUGGAGGAGCUCACCCGAGAACUUGCUGCCUCCCAGGCUACCAAGGUGCAGACUCACAAGCCUUGCACGGUGACCUUCGACCUCGCGGAGCCUGGGGCCAUAGUGGGGGCCGCUGCGGAGAUCCUGCAGUGCUUUGGCUAUGUGGACGUGCUCAUCAACAACGCGGGGAUCAGCUACCGCGGCACCGUCGUGGACACCAGCCUGGACGUGGACAAGAGAGUCAUGGAGACGAACUACUUCGGGCCAGUUGCUCUGACGAAAGCGCUCCUGCCCUCUAUGAUCAGAAGGCGCCAGGGCCACGUUGUCGCCAUCAGCAGUAUCCAGGGCAAAAUCAGCGUUCCCUUCCGAUCCGCAUACGCGGCCUCCAAACACGCGACCCAGGCCUUCUUCGACUGUCUGCGGGCCGAGGUGGAACAGCACGACAUCGAGGUGACCGUCGUCAGCCCCGGGUACAUCCACACCAACCUCUCCCUCAACGCCGUCACGGCCGACGGGUCCAAUGAUGGACGAGACCACGGCCCGGGGCCGAAGCCCCUCGCAGGUGGCCCGAGAUGUGCUGGCUGCCGUGGGGAAGAAAAAGAAGGAUGUGGUCCUGGCCGAUGCGGCGCCUUCCCUGGCUGUUUACCUGCGGACUCUGGCUCCCAGGCUCUUCUUCAGCCUCAUGGCGUCCCGGGCCAGGAAGGAGCGGAAACCCAAGCAUUGCUAGUGCCCGUCCGGGCAGGCGGCGCGGCAGCACGGCUGCCCCACGGGGACAGGUGUGUGUGCGUGGACUGGACUGGAUCCUUGCCUCACGGGGGGGGGGGGGGGGGGAGUGAGUCACGCCCCUCCCGCAGACCCCCGGCCUGUCCUGCUGGAGGAGGACGGGCUUCCUCCGGGGCGAGGGGUAAAAUGCAGCUGGAUCUCAACUCUAGGACGUGAAGUAAAGGGUUGAGCUGUGAUCCCUGAGGGCAGGCAGAAGCACGCCUCCUUUGAAUUUGGGUCUUGAGAUCAGAAGACCCCCUGUCAUCUGACCCAGUUCUCGUAUUUGACUCACCUAGCGCUGGGGGCAGAGCCCAUCCCUGGGGCUCGGGGAGAAGGCUGCCGCCGCCUUCGCACCGUUCACAGGGUCCCCCAGCAUCGUGUUCAGCGCGGCCAACAGUCAGCAUGUGACUGGCUUCUCGAUGUGUCCCAUGGUUCAGUGUGCUGGAGCCGCCCAUCCGCACCUGGCUUGUUUCCGGUGGCAGCUUCUGCUCAGCUGCCCCAAGGUGGCCGCAGCUUGUCCGUCUCCAGCUGCCUCACCCAUGAAUCUGAUCUGCAGGCAGACCACAGGCUCCCUUUCCAAAUGUGGCCUGUUUAUUACAGAAACACCUCCCAGUCCCACCCAGCAGGCUCAGGAGGGUGGUGGGCACUGCACGGUCAAGACAGGUCUGUUUAGGACCACUGUCAGUUUACCCUUGUUGUUCCAGACCACCCAGCACCCAACUGAGGGACCAGCAUUUCCAGGCCCCUUGGAAUUAAGUCAAAGUUUCUCACUCUUCUAAAAUCUCUGGCUGUCCCCCUAUGACCAGAUGGCCCCAUCACCCCCGUGCACCCUUCUGACACCUUCCCCGCACCCCUUGUUACUCUCUGGUGUCUGAGCUUCCUGAGGGAUCCUUUGAAACUACGUGAACAUCAGUCCGGUUGCCGCUUAGAAAAGUGCCCUCUAGGGAGGACCGAGCAGAGUCUCGGGCCGGCAUGGCCCCCUUUUCUGUGGAACACGAGGGGGGCAGCAGGUUGGACUCGGGACACAUCGGGAGAGCUUCAGCGCUUUAAAAAAAAAUACAGAUGUUAGUUUUUGUUCUCCUAAAUCAGAAUCUGGACAAGAGGUCCCAGGCCCCAGCUCUCCAGGUGAACCCAGUGGAGACCCAGUGACUGCCAGGCCUCGCCACCUACCUGUCCUGCCACACCCCUGAGCGGCACUGAGCUGCGCUGCCUUGGACCAA
Physeter macrocephalus (sperm whale) is the source of this 8913-nucleotide messenger RNA. RefSeq names its product dehydrogenase/reductase 7B (gene DHRS7B). The transcript has 7 exons. The coding region runs from base 6734 to 7870 and encodes 378 amino acids. Gene Ontology annotation, cellular component: membrane. Gene Ontology annotation, molecular function: oxidoreductase activity. NCBI's taxonomy places the organism in Eukaryota, Metazoa, Chordata, Mammalia, Artiodactyla, Physeteridae. The record is from RefSeq and is a predicted model, not a curated record.